This is a messenger RNA of Sorghum bicolor (sorghum), 4075 nucleotides long. RefSeq names its product pentatricopeptide repeat-containing protein At1g77360, mitochondrial. Gene Ontology annotation, molecular function: protein binding. The transcript is spliced from 2 exons. NCBI's taxonomy places the organism in Eukaryota, Viridiplantae, Streptophyta, Magnoliopsida, Poales, Poaceae. Bases 231 to 1637 code for a protein of 468 amino acids. The record is from RefSeq and is a predicted model, not a curated record.
GCUUGAUCAAUGGCGGCCUCCACCCGCAAAUCCCCAACGCCGCCGCGACGGCGCUGCUAGUCUUUGGUACUCCGUUCUGCUUCUGCCGUUCUUCAAUCGAGAGAUUACGAUUUCUAUAAUCAAAAUCCAGACGCGAAUCAGAGAGAGAUAGGGGGAUUUGGGGGAAUUAGUAGAUACAGUAGAACAGAAGAGGAGGAGCAGCAGGUCGAAGGAAGCCCCAGCUUUCGCCGAUGAUUGCGGCGGCGGCGGAGAAGAGCCCCGAAAGGGAGGCGGAGGAGUCGAACCCGCGCGCGGAGGCGUUUCUGGAUAUCAUCUGCCGCGUCCCGGCGGGGGAGGUGGAGGCGGCGCUGUCCGCUUGCGGCAUCGGCCCCACGGCGGAGGUCGCGGAACUGGUGCUCAAGUCCUGCGAGUGCUACAAGCGCCCCAAGUCCGCCGUCCGCUUCUUCCGCUGGGCGGGGCUGUCCCUGUCGCACACCGCCUACGCGUGGAACCUCCUUGUCGACAUCCUCGGCAAGGCCGCCAUGUUCGAGCCCAUGUGGGACGCCAUCCGCUCCAUGCACCAGGAGGGCGGUGGCCGGCUCGUCUCCGUCGCCACUUUCGCCUCCGUCUUCGCCUCCUACUGCGCCAGUGGCAACCUCAAGGAUGCCAUCGCGGCCUUGGACGUCAUGGACCGCUACGGCCUCAAGCCCGACGCCGUCGCGCUCAACUCGCUGCUCUCGGCGAUUUGCCGCGUCGAGGGCCGCGCGCAGGCAGCGCACGACGUCUUCGAGCGCACCAAGGCCACCAUCCCGCCCGACGCCGACACCUUCGCGAUACUGCUCGAGGCAUGUGAGAAGGAGGGGAACGCCAUGCGCGCCAAGAGCGUCUUUGGCGAGAUGGUCGUCCGCGUCGGCUGGGACGCGGCCAACGUGCCCGCGUACGACUCCUUCCUCUCCACUCUCGUCCGCGGCGGCCUGUUCGACGAGGCCUUCAAAUUCCUGCAGGUGAUGCGGAGCAAGGGCUGCUUGCCGGGGAUCAAAUUUUUUGCUACCGCUGUGGAUCUGGUCGUCCUCAAGCGUGACUACCCCAACGCCGUAGCCAUCUGGAACUUGAUGGUCUCUGAAGCUGGCCUCGUUCCCAAUUUCUCAAUGUACAACGCCAUGAUUGGCCUCUACUGCAAUGCUGGUGCCAUGGACUAUGCCCUUGGGAUGCUUGAUGAAAUGCCCCUCAACGGUGUCUUUGCAAAUUCUGUCACAUACAAUACCAUACUGGAGGGAUUCAUAAAGCAUUGCAAGGCUCGUGAGGCUGAAAGAUUCCUAACAGAGAUGAGCAAGAAUGAGCAACUGCCUACUGCAUCCAAUUGCGCUGCUGCUAUCAGCUUGUUCUUUAAGGAGUUUAACCCAUCUGCAGCAAUUGACGUGUGGCGCUGUAUUGUGGAGCACAACAUUACCCCAGCUGAGGACUCUGCCAAAGAGCUAAUAGCAGGGCUGCUUGAUUUUGGCAGGUUAACUGAGGUGGAGAGGCGUGCCGAUGAGAUGAUUGACAUGAGAGUUGAGUUGUCACGGUCUACAAUGGAUAAUAUGAAGCGUGCUUUUGCUAAGGCUCAAAGGCACCAGUCAUAUGACCGCAUUGCUAGAAGGCUGAAGAGACACACCUGAAUGCUUUAAUCAGCUGCCAACAAGGCAACAACACAAUGGAGAGUCUAGCUGCAUAUGAUCCCAACAAUGAUCCAAAACGUAGACCACUGAACUUGAAAGAUUAAGCUCUGCGACAAGAGAAUUAUAGCAGGAAUUAAAAGAUUGAAGAAACAUCUAGCUGGUGGCUAUAGACAUAUGAUUCCAUGUCCAGAGGCUGGCACUGAACUAAGGAAAAGGAUUCAAGAAUGCUUGAAUGCUACUAACAAUGUCAAUAAGUUUGAUGAUGAUGAUGUAUACUAAGAGAUGAGAGGCAAGAGUUGGGUGUUACGUCAUUAGUAAUUAAGUCGUUAUGCCAUUAGAGUCUAAUUUGUUGCUAUUGAGAGGAGAGAUUAUUUCAGAUUUGCUAUUUUUCUACUUUAUGUUGUGCACUAGUACUCAAGUGGCACUACUUAUUGUGGCAUUACAUGCUCAAAAUGGGCAAUAUUAAAGUAUAAUUUGCUUUUAAAUUCUAGUGGCAUUACAUAUUAUAUAUUAUAAGAUGUUUGUAUGCCAUCGCCUUGCCUCGUGCCUUAAAUACCUAUGCAUCUAGAAGGGGUAGCUUGCCAUGCGUCGCCUUACCGCCUUAAUAACCAUGAUAUGGAUAUGGCUUGGGUUGGACAUGUAGCUCUAGCCCUGCUUGCCAGCCUGUGCCUGUCUUGCACACCUAUAGAUUGAGUUAUAUGUGGCAAGGAUAUCGAAGGAUGGUUCUGUUUCCAUGGGCCGCCCCCAUCCACGCCUAUAUAUACAUAUACAUGUACCUUGUACUUGAGAUAUCAAUCUACUAUUCUGCAUAUUCUCACAACUUACAUGGUAUCAAGAGACUCGAUCAAUCCGAUCCUCCUUUCGUUUCCCUUCUCAUGCCGUCUCCUCAAUCUCUCGCCUCACACCACAUUUCCGCGUGUCUCCUCCUAACUGAUCGAUCGAUCUCGCUUCCCUUCUAUCUUUGUGUUGCAGUGCCGCCUUGACCCUUUCAUGUCCGGCAUCCCUCAUCCAUUGCUUCGAGAACCACAGCGGAAGCCUAGCUUGCCACUGUUGUUGCUACCGCGUACUCGAGAAUGGGCUGCCACUGUUGCCAAGGAUCUAGAAGUCGCAGUCGCGGCUAUUGUUGCCCCUCAGGAGCUAGUAGCAGCAACCAUUGCCACCGCCAAGACCAAGACGACGUUGCGAACGUGAGGCCGCCCUUACUGCCACGGAAAGUGAUGCUGCUGAGGCUUGCAUGCGUGAUGUUAUCACCUGUGCUGUCACUGCACCCUCCUCUUGAAUCCAAUGUACAUCACAUCGGCUCGGACAACCACAAUUCCAUGUUGCCGAAUGUUUGCGCGGCUUUGAGGCCACUGCCAUGGAAAAUUUUCACAUUGUGCCAUCUUGGCCACCAAAAUGGAAACUACAUUUCCUAGUAUUUAUUCUUUUCAAGUGGUACAUCACUAGUCCAUACCCCCUUGAUGUGGGUUCUAGCGCCAACUUAACAUGCUAACUGGGUUUGUCGCACGUGGCAUCCCAGCACAUGACAGAUGUGCUCUUCCACAUUUGCGUUGCAUGUGAGAACGAUGAAUGAGAGGCCACCACAAGUGAGACCUCGUUCACCACGUGGUCGAUGAAAUGCGCUAACUAAGAGUUGUCUCAUGGAGACCAAUGAACAUGCCAUGUUAGCUCUAGUGCCCACGAGGAGGGUAUGGUCCUAUGAUGCAUCAGCUAAAAAGAUUAGGGACAUUGAAAUGUGCUUUCAUAGUUGGUGGACCUAAGUGACAUUUAAGGGCCACCUAUGUAUUUAACUCUUUUUCUCUAAAUGGAUAUUUAGAGGACCUUGAUGAAGGUAAGAGACGGGGAUGGUGAAAUAUGAGGCAUAACAAGCAUCAUGCAACAUUCAACACAAGGCAACAUAUGUCCUUGACACAACCUAGUCAUUAGAGGCAAGUUUGAGGUUAGGAUAUGUGAUCAGGGUUCAAGAAUCUUAGAUCAUAGGUUUGUUUGAAAUAAUGUCAUCAUGACCGAUGGCAAAACGUCAAGAAAGAGAGGGAGUAGCUUGACCAACUCUUGUUGUUGGCUACCAUGCUUGUUCAUAGCUGAAGCUGACAUGGUCACCAUCAUCGAUAUGAAGAAAGAAGCAAGAAAAGACACGAGGGAGAGAUGAAAGGUUGUGGGAGUGAUGGAAGGAAAGGAAGACAAGGCAAUAGAGGCAACACUUGUGUUGAAAGAGGUGACAUGGUGCUAGCAUGUAGCGAGGAAAGACAUGCUCAACCAACAAAGGAGUUGAGAGAUGACAUGAAGAACAAAGGGUAUGCUGGUUGAAGUUGGUUGAGUCUAUUUCCCUAUCUUCUGAUGGUUCCAUUUUUCAUUUUCCCCUUUCUUUUGAUUUAGGGGUUUAUCAUCCCUUCAUUAGAUUUUGAUCAUAUAAUUGUUAUCUAACUUUAUUUGUGAAA